Molecule: messenger RNA, 552 nt
Organism: Ogataea philodendri
Lineage: Eukaryota; Fungi; Ascomycota; Pichiomycetes; Pichiales; Pichiaceae
Exons: 1
Coding region: 1-552 (183 amino acids)
Source: RefSeq, a predicted model, not a curated record
AUGUCUGCACUCAAGAACGCUUCGAUGUCGCCCAAACUCAGCUUCAGCGGCCCCUCGCCCAGCUUCUUUCUCUUUCUCUUUCUCUCGCUCGAAAACUCGUCUCCAGUCUCGGACGGCAGAAUAUCGUCGUCGCCGUGGCUACGCUUCAACUUCUUGCCGUUCGUCUCGUCCACCCCGUUUAUGGUCUGGUCGCCAUCGGUUUCAUCGCCAUCAGCGCUCUUCUUGGCCUUCUUUGGCCGUUUGUUCUUCUUUCCGUCGUCAUCGCUCAUGGCUUCCUCCAAAAACUUGAGUCGGAGAUCUUUCAUGUACGUUGCAAAAGCUGUUUCUCUUUCUGAGUCCACAUCAUUGAUUAAUCCAGCAUUCUCAGUCUCGUCAACAGGGCGUGCCGGCGGCACUAGAGACCGCAGUUUCUCCAGAACAGCGUCGUUACCAUUAGCAAUCUCCUCUGCAAUGUUGAGCGACGACUCAAAGCCCGAGCCCGAACCAGACUCCACAUUGAAUGGGUUGGCCAGAACCUUCUCUGCGUCGAAAUCUGUCUCCAAAAACAGAUAG